AGAGAGAGAGAGAAAGAGAGGGAGGGGAAGGAGCAGGGAGGGAAGGGAGAGCAGAGGAGCGUAGAGAGGGGAUCUGCAUUGUAAGUAGCUCUGAGAGCAGCAAGUGGUGGUGGCUGUUUUUCAGCCUGUUAUUGUUUUCCAGAGGAUUGCGGAGAGCACAAAGAAGAAGGAGAAGGCGCAGGCAGAGGAGCGCUGAUGUGAAAUGAGUGAGCUGCGUUGGAAAUAAAGAGAAGAAGAAGCUGAAGGAGGAGAAGGGAGGAAAGAAGCCGGGAGGAACACAAGGCAGCAAUGGAUAGCAGAGUGGCUCAGACUGACCCUGGGAUGGCCUGGAUUCACACACUGCUGCUGGCCACCAUCCAGCACACACACUAGGCUGCUAACACAGAUGAGCUCCCAUGUGUUCAUUCAGCCAUGCUCCCUGGUUAUGGAUUCUCACCUUUUCCUGAUUUCCAACCCCACCGUCACACAUUUCACUUCCGAGGAGAGAGCCCCAGCAUGUGGAUCCCUGCCUCAGGAGAGUCCCAGGCUCUGAGCGAGGCCCAGGAGGACAGGCCUCUCCUCCAUCCCUGCCACCACAAGCAUGUUGCCGUGUGCCAGCAGGAGACGCUGGCUUUUAUUGAGAUACAACCAACAGUGACGCCUAAAAUAAACGGACUCGGCUCCCCGAGGCAAACUGUUAUUCCAGACUCACAAUGCACAACACAAUCACAGCCCCUGAAUGGAUUAAAACACACACUAAAUGAACUGAACGACAUGCAGAGGAGCUGCCAUAGGACACGCAAUGAGCAUGAAACGACUUUGAACUCUGACACACCUGUGGGAGACAGCGAUCUUAAAUGCCAUAAUGGUAUCAGGACUUCUUUGAAGGAGCAAACUGAAAAGCCACGCUGUGUCACAACAAUAUGUCGACCCCUCCACUCAGCUCUUAGCCUCCCUCUGUCGCUCCCUCUGUCCUCUUUAUACACAAACAGAGACUCCUGGGAAUCUCAGGCACCUUGCUCCCCAUCCUCACCUGAAGGUCCAGGUUUUCAGGGCCCGGACUCCUGCCAGCCACAGAGGAGGACGUCCCAGGGUUCACUGAAAGAGAAGUCUAUCCGACGAAAGAUGCAGGUUUAUUCUCCAGACAGCCUGAGCGAUGACUCUCUCAGCAGCCCAAUCUUGGAUCCGGACUUCAUCUUCCCAGGACCCUUUGCAUCUUUCCUGGAGGAGGACCUCAGUGGACUAUCUUCACUGGAGGCCAUGUCAAGUGCAUCCUCCACAGACGGUGUCACUGAUCUUUCAAACCUCAGUCAUGAUGACAUUUUUAACCUCCCUGAAGAACCACUGCAGAUUAUAGAGGACUCACUUCCAUGUCUAGGGGAAGACAGCAGGACUGUAGAGACAUUUAGCGCCACAGGGGGGAGCUUUAUGACACGCAGUCGCUUCGGCGAUCAGGAACGGCGGCGCUUCUCAGCUUCAGAACUCAUAUCCAGACUGCAGCUGUCUCAAAGGAAGAACUCCUUCACCUUAAAGCUGGGGAAGUCGCUCUCUGCUCGGGUAGCCUCCCGGGACAGACAGAGCUCCAACAACUUCAGCCCCAACCUGGACUGUAAGUCCAACACCAAGCACCGCUGCUCAGGAGGUUCUACUGAUAGCGCCCCCCAAAGUCCUGUAGGACCUGCACCUUCUCUGCCACCCAGCAGUGAUAAUGGCAUGCCUUUACAUCGGUGGAGCACAAAACUCGGAAUGAGAAAGAAAUCCAUAGAGGAGGACUCGGGCACACUUCCAACUGUUGCUAAUUCAAAUCGCUUAUCAAGGUUUUUGCCAAGCUCCAUUCUGUACCAGGAAUACAGUGAUGUUGCCAUCAACAGAGAGAUCCAGAGACAGCAGGGGAAAGAGCCGGGGACAGAGGAGGAGGGGCUCAGGGACGAGGGGUCAGACGGGACCCCAUCUCCUUCUAAUCUGUCUCCAUCCAGCUCUUUUCGCUCAUCACGAGGCUCUGCCUUUGCACUGUGGCAAGACAUCCCAGACGUUCGAUCCAGCGGACAGCUCGACAACUUCAGCAAUGAGGAAAGAAAGUUGCAGGAGGUGAAUGAGAUGGAUGAGAUUUUUUUAUUUACACAGGCAAAGUUUGAGCUGGUGACGUCGGAGGCCUCGUACAUCCGCAGUCUGACCAUCGCUGUGGACCACUUCAUGUUGUCGCAGGAGCUCACAGAGUGUCUCGGAGCUCAGCAUAAGCAGUGGCUCUUCUCCAAGCUGCCUGAAGUCAAAGAUGUCAGUGAGAGUAGGUUUCUUCAGGACCUGGAGCGACGGCUGGAAGAAGACAUUCUGCGUUUUGAUGUGUGCGACAUCGUCCUGGAUCACUGCCCGGCUCUGCGAAGAGUUUAUUUACCUUAUGUAACCAACCAGGCUUAUCAGGAGCAGACAUAUCAGCGUUUACUACACGAGAACCCUCGUUUCCCCGGCAUCCUGGCUCGUUUGGAGGAGGACCCCGUCUGCCAAAGACUUCCUCUGACCUCUUUUCUAAUCCUCCCGUUUCAGAGGAUCACACGGCUUAAAAUGCUGGUAGAGAAUAUCUUAAAGAGGACAACUCCCGGCUCCCGAGAUGAGGACACUGCCACUAAAGCUUUCAAUGAGCUGAAAAAGCUCAUCAAAGAAUGUAACUCCAGUGUGCAGUCCAUGAAGAGGAUGGAGGAGCUCAUUCACCUCAAUAAGAAAAUUAAUUUUGAGGGAAAGAUCUUUCCUCUGAUCUCUCAGUCCCGCUGGCUGGUGAAACACGGUGAGCUCCUGGAGGUGGACACUCAGAUGAUGAGCAUUUCUGGAUCAAAGCUGAAGUUACCCACCAAACCUGUGUACCUCCACCUGUUCAAUGACUGUCUCCUGCUGUCACGGAGGAAGGACACAUGGAAGUUCAUGGUGUUUGUGCACGCCAAGAUCGGAGAGUUGAAAGUGAAGGAUCUCAGUCAGAAGCUGCAGGGAAUCUCAGGCUUCAUCUUCCAUUUGCAGCUGUGUGAAGGCCAGCAGCUCAAACACCAGAUCCUGCUCAAGUCACACACUGAGAGCGGCAAGCAGAGAUGGAUCACAGCCAUGUUUCCAUCUAAUCCCCUGCAAGACAUCGAGCAGGCCAGCGAGAAUGAUGAUAUCUCUCAGGUUCAGUGCAUCAAGAGCUACCAGGCCCAAGAGCAUGAUGAGUUAACGCUGGAGAAGGCAGACAUUCUUCAUGCUAAGACCAUUACAAGUGACGGCUGGGUAGAAGGCAUCAGGCUGUCUGACGGGGAGCGGGGCUGGUUCCCCAAAACCUACGUGGAGGAAAUCACGAGUCGCAGCGCGCGCCUCCGCAACCUCAGAGAAAAUAUACGCAUAAAAUGUGUCACACGGAAACUGGUGGGAGAAGUGUGACCAUUUUUACUGCCACUUUUUGUACGUCAAAGGUGCAUUUCUGUUACUAAGUCGCUGUUUUUAAGCUUCUGGAUGGUUUUAUUAUUUUAGAUGGACGGGGGACCUACUGUAUGUUUAGUAUGCAGCUGCUAAAAGAAGCCGGCGUUUUGGUUCGAGCAUGGACGCUAAACUGUGUAGCAGCAUUUUCUUUAAGCAUGCUAGCUGUAAAGCUUUGAAUGCUUCUUUUUAUUUUCAGUGUGAAAGACUCUUAUGUGAUAAGAUUCUGCUGACAAACGCUCACAUUGGGACAUUUCUCACACUUCUGCCAAACAAAAUGUCCAACCUUUCAGAAGAUUUUGUGCAGCUGCCACUUUUUCCACAUACCUAUUGUAGAUAGAAAAGAUUUUUGAUCCUAAUGGAAAUUAAAACAAAGCUAAUAUAAUAGAUAAAGGAGCAAUAACUUCAUGUGUUCUUUCUGUGAAUGCAUGUCAUUAUCAUGACCAUGUUUUCAGUGGUCAGUGGGUUAUACACACGUCUACCAGCACAUCGUUUGUCCAAAGGUAAAUUUGUAAACUCCACAGUUCAUGCCAGAGGAGCAGUACAGUAACGCUAACUCAAAGUGUGCCACUUUAUUUUCCUCUGCAGUGCUUCAUGCCAGCAGGACUGUCGAACUGCACACAGCAGAUUCAUUCAUGUCGUAUCUCAACAUCAGGAAGAAGCUGCAGGCAGAUCCUGCUGCUGAGCUACAUCAAAGGCCUGUUGUCCUUCCUGUUUUUUUUAACAAUGAGAGAGAGAACAAUUUCAGGUAACAAAAGGGAGAAAAAAAUGUCUAUAUGCCACUAAUUUAACAAGUGGAUGUGCUUUUUUGUGGGUUUCAGUCCAUACAGUAUCCUCUAAAAGAUACUGUUCACUUACUUGUUUCAAUCUGGACUGUUUGAACCCGGCUGAUUAGCGUGACGAGGAAACUGCGGAAUAUUUUCUUUCCAAAUUUAUAAAUAUCACAUUCUCUUGAUACAUGAAGGACAGAUGAUGUAGUUUCUGUACAAGACGGCAAAUCAAUCCCAUUUGAGAUUAGGCUAACUAUCUGGGCUCGCCAGACUCAAAAUAACAAUGAACUUACACUUCAUUAGCCAUGAAGCUAAAACCUUGUGUUUUCCCCUCUGCCAUAUUACUGCAAGGACUUUGUUUUGAUUUAAUCUCACCAACAGUGCCAAAAUUAACUUUUAUAGCAAGUUUGUAUUCAUCUCCAACUGAAGAAAUGGUCCUCAACAAAUGCACUGUUUACAUACGUUUGAGUAAUGUUUGCUUCAACUACAACCAAGAUGUGAUGGGGUCUAAGUCGCAAUUUAACAACCAAUUUGUGAGCGAUUUUUUUAAUAUUGUGCCAUGAAUGAAGUGGGCUAAGGGUUGAGUACCAAAGACAGUGUAGAGAGGGGAGGAUAAGUAUUUGGACAAUGGGAAAAUAUCCAGUGGUUCCAAACCUUUUUUAGCUUGUGACCCCACUUCACCAAACUCUGUGGAUCCAGACAUCCAAACCCCAUCCAGCUUUCUGCUCAAAUGAUUCAAAUUUCAAUCAUGUGAUAGUUUAUUUUCUACUGGUUUGCAAGUAAACGUUCAUUUAAGAUCACAUUAAGGCUUUUUCAGGUAUUUUUUUGCAGUCAGGGCAGAAAGGCCGGGUUGAGAAUUGUGCAAAAAGGGAUUUUAUUUGCUCACUGUACGAUGUGUACAGCGAGGUGAGCUCGUAUUACAAGGCUGGAAAUGAAUGCUGGACGCAUGACGCAUGGGUCAUGAGAGACAGACAGAGAUACUGCAUGUUUUUAAAGUAGGCAGAAUGAUCCUAUAUUUUAUUUUGAUCAAUAAUUAGACAUUUCAGGGGACCCAAUUUGAAUUCCGUGUGACCCCAUUUGGGGUCAGGACUCCAAGGUUGGGAAAGCCUGCUUUAAUCAAUCCCCAAAGUUACUGGACGUUACAUAUCUGUUAAAAGACCAACAGCACUAUAAGUUCUGCAGAAUCAAAUUUUUCAUAUAUGACAUUUUGACUCAACAUCUGUUGACAAUAUAACAAAGUCUGUAUGUCAACCAUGUCCCUCCAAAAGAACAGAAAAUAGAUUUGACAAAUUCACCUUUGGACAUCUCUGCUUUGACCGUCUGUGAGGUAUGUGUGCAAGUUUAGCUCCACAUUUACUAACAUUUAAAAUUGACAAGCCCCAGAGCUGGACAUUAUGAGAUGAUAGCACUAAAUGAUAUAAAGACCUACAUCAUCCACAUUAUUCCCUGAUUAAGUGUAAAACAUUCUCAAACAACUCAAAGCUCAGUGUGACUGAGCAGAGACCGGUCUUUAAUGAACCACUAUAAUCCCCAUUCAGACGUAAACGUGAGGAGUUUCACACUCUUCUGAUUUCUCUUUCUGUGUUGUUAGUUGUAAUUGGUUGCUGUCGCAGCGUGUAUAUUUAUACUCCUCUAGCUGGUUGUUCUUUAAGGAGAUUCUCGUGUAAAUGAUCUUUACUGUAGAUGGCCUCGUGUAUAAAGAGUAGAGAAUGGUUUCUGUAAUUUAUAUGAACAAAGAUCGGACGAUUAUUAUCACAGUCUUUAACUUUUUAGUUGAUUCUUUUCUAAUACGGCAAUAAAUAUAAAACCUGUUUUACACUGGAUGUUUACUGGAUCUGUGCACACUACUGUAAAUGAUUAACCAUUGAAAUAAAUACUUACAUUUUA
This is a messenger RNA of Labrus mixtus (cuckoo wrasse), 6071 nucleotides long. RefSeq names its product Rho guanine nucleotide exchange factor (GEF) 19 (gene arhgef19). Gene Ontology annotation, biological process: regulation of actin cytoskeleton organization; activation of GTPase activity. Bases 412 to 3378 code for a protein of 988 amino acids. The record is from RefSeq and is a predicted model, not a curated record. Gene Ontology annotation, molecular function: guanyl-nucleotide exchange factor activity; protein binding. The transcript is spliced from 16 exons. NCBI's taxonomy places the organism in Eukaryota, Metazoa, Chordata, Actinopteri, Labriformes, Labridae.